Capronia coronata CBS 617.96 is the source of this 3987-nucleotide messenger RNA. RefSeq names its product 5-oxoprolinase (ATP-hydrolyzing). Gene Ontology annotation, molecular function: 5-oxoprolinase (ATP-hydrolyzing) activity. Gene Ontology annotation, biological process: glutathione metabolic process. Bases 1 to 3987 code for a protein of 1328 amino acids. The record is from RefSeq and is a predicted model, not a curated record. NCBI's taxonomy places the organism in Eukaryota, Fungi, Ascomycota, Eurotiomycetes, Chaetothyriales, Herpotrichiellaceae. The transcript is spliced from 6 exons. Gene Ontology annotation, cellular component: cytosol.
AUGCCUCACUCUACACAAGAUGCUGCCGCUGGCGGGAUCGAAAUCGCCAUUGAUCGAGGCGGAACAUUCACCGACGUCUGGGCCUCUAUUCCAGGGCGAGACGAGGACUUGGUCUUCAAACUGCUCUCGGUCGAUCCCCAGAACUAUGCCGAUGCGCCCACAGAAGGCAUUAGACGUGUUUUGGAAAUCGCAACGGGUAAGGAGAUUCCACGAGGCUCGCUACUCGAUGUGUCUCCCGUCGUCAAUAUUCGAAUGGGCACGACUGUGGCCACCAACGCCUUGUUAGAACGCAACGGAGAGCGGUCUGCGCUCUUGAUCACGAGAGGAUUCCACGAUCUGUUGGAAAUUGGCAAUCAGGCUAGACCGGAUAUCUUUGACUUGACUGUCGCCAAACCCGAGGUACUGUACGACAAGGUCGUCGAGGUCGAUGAGCGAGUGACUCUGGAGAAUUUCACCGAGGACCCCGAGCAUGCCGUCGCAGAUGUGUCCUCGGAUCCGGCCCUCGUCACUGGGAUAUCGGGCGAGGUGGUGCGAAUCAUCAAGAAGCCCGACCUGUCUGCUGUGAAAGAGCAAUUACAGAGGCUGCACGAUGAGGGAUUCCGCAGUGUCAGCAUCUGCUUCAUUCACAGCUACACCUACCCAGAUCAUGAGCUGCAGGUUGCACGCCUUGCUUCGGACAUGGGUAUGAGCGUUUCGGUCAGCUCUAGUUUGCAGCCAAUGAUCAAGGCGGUCCCUCGUGGACAGUCUGCCACAGCAGAUGCAUAUCUAACUCCAGUCAUCCAGAGAUAUCUGGACUCUUUCAGCAAGAACUUCCAGGGGGGACUCACCACUGGAAACACCCGAUGUGAUUUCAUGCAGAGCGACGGCGGGCUGGCCGACUUCCGAAGCUUCUCGGGUUUGAAAGCUAUUCUCUCUGGCCCUGCCGGUGGUGUCGUAGGAUAUGCCCAAACGUCUUAUGAUACUGAAUCUGGAAAACCUAUCAUAGGCUUUGAUAUGGGAGGAACUUCAACAGAUGUCUCGCGCUACUCAGGAUCAUACGACCAUGUUUUCGAGACUGUCACGGCCGGUGUGGCUCUGCAGUGUCCCCAGCUGGACAUUAACACUGUGGCAGCAGGUGGUGGUUCAAUGCUGUCUUGGACGAACGGUCUCUUCAAAGUUGGACCCGAGUCAGCGAGCGCUCAUCCCGGACCGGCUUGCUAUCGGAAAGGCGGACCCUUGACUGUUACCGACGCGAAUCUGUUCUUGGGCCGAUUGCGUGCCGAGCAUUUCCCAAAGAUCUUCGGCGAGAACGAGGAUCAGCCUCUGGACGCGGAAAUCACACGCAAACUCUUCACCGAACUGACGGAGAAAAUCAACGGGGAGCUCUCAGCUGAGUCAGACAAGCUCACUCCUGAAGCGGUCGCCCUGGGCUUUCUGAAAGUCGCCAACGAGAGUAUGUGUCGACCCAUCCGAGCUCUGACUGAGGCCCGUGGACAUGACGCUUCUCACCACGAUCUCGCCGUCUUUGGAGGUGCAGGUGGCCAGCACGCCUGUGACAUCGCAUCUUCCUUGAGUAUUGGGAGGGUAAUCAUCCACCGAUACAGCUCUAUCCUUUCCGCUUAUGGCAUGGCUCUGGCCGAUGUCGUUUCUGAGGCACAAGAUCCGCUCUCUUGCGCUUUCGGCGAGGCCAGCCUGCCCAUCAUCCAGCAAAAAGUGGAUGCCUUACUUGAGCGUUCGCAGGCGUCUUUGAAGAAACAAGGUAUCAAGGAGGAUGACCAGGUCGACUAUGAGAUCUAUCUGAACAUGCGUUAUGACGGCUCGGAUACCUUGAUAAUGAUCCCGAAGCCAGAAGACGGGUGGGAUUUUGGCACGGCGUUUAUCGAUCGACACCGGCAGGAAUUCGGCUUCACGAUGCCUCGAAGCGUGCUUGUCGAGGACGUGCGGGUACGGGCUCGCGGGCGAAGCAAGGCCAGCCAGUCCGUAACGGCGCCGGCCAAAGAACUCUCAUCGACCCAGGUCCGUCCUAUAGCCAAAGAGUCAUCGAAACAGCAGCAAGAGGUCUACUUCGAACAUGGCGGCUGGCAGACCACGCCAAUACUGCCCCUGAGCUCGCUGGAGCAUGGUGACCAGAUCCAAGGGCCCGCCAUCAUAAUCGACAACACACAAACUCUUGUUAUCACCCCAGAAGCCAAGGCCACAGUAUUACGGAACCACGUCGUCAUUGAUGUUGAAAACUCGUCGCGGCUGGGUUCAAACGCGGCCAAUACCGGUAUCGUCGAUCCUAUCCAACUCUCUGUGUUUGGGCAUAGAUUCAUGGGCAUCGCCGAACAGAUGGGCCGCACCCUGCAAAAGACCAGUGUCAGCACCAACAUCAAGGAGCGCCUGGAUUUUUCUUGUGCUUUAUUCUCAGCUGACGGUCGGCUCGUCGCGAAUGCCCCCCACGUCCCAGUGCAUCUGGGCAGCAUGCAGUAUGCGGUUCUUUGGCAGCACGAGCACUGGAAAGGCCAGUUGAAGGACGGUGAUGUUUUGGUCAGCAAUCAUCCCGUCUGUGGCGGUACUCACCUUCCUGACAUUACGGUGAUCACUCCGGUGUUCGAAGAUGGCAAGAUCAUCUUCUACACCGCGUCCCGAGGUCAUCACGCCGACAUUGGCGGCAUCAGUGCCGGCUCACUUCCUCCCAACUCGACGGAGCUGUGGCAGGAAGGUGCUGCAAUUGAGAGCGUCAAGCUGGUCGAGGAUGGUGUUUUCAAUGAAGAAGCCAUGGAAGAGCAUCUUCUGCGCCGGCCCGCCGCCUACCCUGGCUGCAGCGGUGCACGCAAUCUCUCCGACAAUCUGGCAGACUUACGUGCCCAAGUGGGAGCUAAUCAGAAAGGUAUCAACCUCAUCAAGCUCCUAACCAAAGAAUAUGGACUGCAGACGGUUAUGUUUUACAUGAAAGCGAUCCAGCAGAACGCCGAACUCGCAGUCAAGGCAUUGCUGAAAGAGACGUAUCAUAACUUCGGUGGCAGGCCGCUCGAGGCAGUAGAUUACAUGGAUGACGGAAGCCCGAUCAAGCUUCGAAUCACCAUUGAUGGCGAAAAGGGCCUUGCAGACUUUGACUUUACUGGCACUGGGCCAGAAGUAUAUGGAAGCACCAACGCACCCAAGGCAGUCGUGUACUCGGCCAUCAUCUAUGUCCUGCGAGCCUUGAUCAAGACGGACAUUCCGCUCAACCAAGGCUGCCUGAACCCAAUCAACGUCAUACUUCCCGAAGGAACACUCCUGUCACCCAGUCCGACAGCCGCCGUGGUCGGUGGAAACUGCGUGACCUCGCAGCGUGUGACGGACGUAAUCCUGAGGGCCUUUGACAGCUGCGCGGCCAGCCAAGGGUGCCUGAACAAUCUCACUUUCGGACAGAGCAGCAAAAUCGACGCCGACGGCAAGUACACGCCCGGAUACGGGUACUAUGAGACGCUCGCGGGCGGCGCUGGGGCGGGCCCCGGUUGGGACGGAACCAGCGGCGUACACGUGCACAUGACCAACACGCGCAUCACAGAUCCCGAGAUCUUCGAGCGUCGCUACCCCUGCCUCCUGCGUGAGUUCAGCCUCCGGAAAGGAAGCGGUGGCGCUGGCGCGUUCCGUGGCGGCGAUGGCUGUAUCCGCGACAUCGAAUUCCGGAAGCCUCUCUCCAGCGCCAUCCUAUCAGACCGCCGUAGCCACGCCCCCUAUGGCCUCCAUGGCGGUGAGGACGGUGCCAUGGGAUUGAACCUUUUCAUCAAGAAAGCCACAACUGCAGCUGACGGCACAGUGACGCCGGAACGCGUCAUCAACCUGGGGCCGAAGAACACCAUCAAAGCGGACGUCGGGGAUCGUAUGGUCAUCAUGACCCCUGGCGGUGGUGCGUGGGGAGCCGUCGGGGACGAGAAACUGCGCAAGGAUGCUCUUUAUGCAGUGCAGCAUAAGAAGCCUCAGCCUCGGAUCGGCGGCGGAAGUCUGGCUGCCAGAGGCGCUCAACAGAAUAGUAAUUGA